This is a messenger RNA of Acanthosepion pharaonis, 699 nucleotides long. Lineage: Eukaryota; Metazoa; Mollusca; Cephalopoda; Sepiida; Sepiidae. The record is from the annotation of a GenBank genome assembly.
AUGACAUUUUCUUUUCUUCUUCUUCUUCUUCUUCUUCUUCUUCUUCUUCUUCUUCUUCUUCUUUGCCAUCAGUGUUCUAAAUAUUUCUUCUUUUUGUUCAUUUUUUUUCUUCUUCGGAAUGUUUAUUUCUCGUUCCUUUGGUAUCUUUUUUUUCUUCUUCUUUUCCUUCUUCAGCAUGUUUCUUUCCGCUUCCUCCUCCUCCUCUUUCUUGUUUUUCAAUCAAUAUGUUCUUCUUCUUCUUCUUCUUCUUUUUGUUGUUUGCUUAUCCGUCUCUGUCUUUUUUUAAAAAAAUUUCUUCUCAGUCUUAACGUUUUUUUAUUAUAUAUUUUUACUUCUUCUUGGAGGCAAAUUUCUUCUGUUGUUUUAUUUCUUUUCUCUUUCAUACUUUUAUUUUCUUCUUCAAUUUCUUUACAUUUCUUCCUCCUCCUCUUCUUCUUCUUCUUCUUCUUCUUCUUCUUCCUCCUCCUUCUCCUCUUCUUCUUCUUCGUCUUCCUCUUCUUCUUCUUCUUCUUCUUCCUCUUCUUCUUCUUCUUCUUCUUCUUCUUCUUCUUCUUCUUCUUCUUCUUAACAGAUUCCUUUCUGUCGUUUUCUUUUGAUCGUUCCAUUCUAUCUUAUUUUUAUUUUCUUUGCCCCUUUUUCUGUUUUUUUUUAAAAAGGUAUCCUUAUAUUUUUUCUUUUCUUUUCUUUUCUUUCAAUUGA